UGAUACACACACACACACACAUAUAUAUUUUAAAGUGAGUGUUCAAGUAUAAUAAAUAUGGCAUAAUCAUACAUGUAAGGAAUGUAAAUGUUUUCAUUAACUUGAAAGUUAAUAUUUUUAUGAAAUCAUCCAUUUAGUUGGUAGAUAACUGAGAGAAAAUCAAAGACGUGUUGUAGCAUUAUGCUGCUAAUUUGUUUAGUUUCUUUCUUUGUCUAAAACUCCUGAUUUUACUUGCCAGUUUUAAAAGAAGCCCAUAAAAUCUAUACUCAUUCUCAUUGACCAAAAGAAAUAGAUACAUUAUGAAAAUCUCUGUGUUAUUUUUUUUAUUGGCUACCACUAGAUUAAAUGCUCAAAGUAUAAAAACUGUAUAUUAAAAUCACCUUAUCCAAUCAUUACAGCUAGAUAUGAUAUAUUUUACUUCUUUUUUUAUAUAUGUUAAAGCUGUUUGGUAAGCAAAACUAAAUUGCUACUAGAAAUAAAUGCAGUAAGUUAAUGAAGAUAAGUAUCACUAGUACUGCCUUUGGUGUCUUACAGACUUAUUGCUAAUAUGAAGUUACUGAUAGGAACUUUAGAGCUUUUUAUUUCCAAAAUUCAUGACGAUAAAAAUAUCUAUUGAAUAAUAAGCUAAUAUUGUAUUGUUUGUUAAUAGUAAAUAGACAAAUAGCCUUUUUAAAUAAACAAAUUAACAUGUAAAGGGUUUUAUACCAUUUAAAUGAAUACUAGAUUUGGAUUAGUUCUUUCUUUUUUAAACAGAGUUGUUAUAUAACACCACAAAAAGAAUAAAAAAUAUAUACAAUAGGAACAAGUUUAAAAGUGGGUAAACAUCUGUAUACAAAAUGGUUUUUCUCUCAUAAUUUUCCCAUUUCAUUGAAAACUAUUGGAGCAUUUGUACAAAAGAGGGGGAGAGUAAGUUUCUUUUUAACAUACCUAAUGAAGUGGAAAGGGGCUUGGGCCAAUUUUCUUGUUGUAUGAAUGUUCCUGCAAUGGGACAGGAGUAGUAAAAUGGUCAAAGACCAGAGAAAAGGUUGGGAUUUGUCAAUCUGCUUCACGUCUGCCUGCUGUUGCUUUUGUUCAUUGAGGAAUCAAAUGCAUCAGCUAGGCUAAUGGAGCCACGUGUGUCUUCAGUACAUUUCUCUCUUUGGGAUUCGUAAUCUCCUAUCUCUUGCCUGGCUUCCCACCUUUCAUUGUAGACAGUACUUUUUAUCAUUGUCAAUAAUGCUAUUUGGUGCAGUGAGCUUACUGCACUCUCCGAUCAUACCAAGCAACUGCAGUAGUCAGCCACUGUAAGAUACUAAUUAUCAUUGCAUACUGAAACAUCUAAUUUAAACCGUCAUCCAUCACUAGUGGGAAUUGACAACUGGCGCAUUAUGUAGAAUUUCUACAUUGGACUCAUGUGCAGGAGGGAGUUGUCGGCAAGAUCAAAAGAACCUUGUCAGGGAACAUCAGUCGACCUGCCGUGCUGCCAAAUGCAGUUUGCAAAUAACAUUUGCUGUGUGAAUUCCCAUCUACUGUGAGUUAACUAAUAAUAAUAUAGAAAAUUACAGGACAAAAAAUGCUAUCAAGCAGAUAUCAGUGGUGCUACUGCACAUGACAUCUUCAAGUUAAAAUGCUAAUAACUUAUUGAUUGUGUUAAUUGACAAAAAUAAAAGUUUAUAUUUGAUCUUGGGUAUCAGAUGUGCUUGUGAUAAAUAUUUACAUUUCAUAUGAUGGUAUUAAUAGAUGGAUUAUGCAGUAUGUGGAAGGGUUUUCAGUUGACACUAUUUUAUAUGUAUUUACAUUAAACUGUGUUUUUAAAAUAAUACAUUUAGCAAAAUGUCAUAAUUAUUUAAGAAAGUGGGAAAAUUAUGUUAAGUAUAAUUAAUGAAAGAGGUAAGGUUGAAAAGUUUAAUCAUAUUUUUGCAUUUCAAGUAGGUUCUCUCAGUAACUCAUAAAAGCUUGGGGAUUUAUAUUGCUAAAAAUCAGGUUAUGAUGCUCUAGGUGACCUGAAUUCAGAUAACUCAUUGUGUAGUUUUGUGCAUAAAAGGAAAAAAAAACAUUUAAAAUAUUUUGUUCAAUUACCUCAAUUGAAUUAAUUUUUAAGACUGUAAUAGAUAUCAUGCAUAACUAAAUACUUAUUCAGAAUGACUAUUAUAAAUAUUUAAUUAUUCCCAUUGUAAAUUCCUGUGACUAAAUAAAAUUUUAUAAAGUAUUUGAACAUGGAGGUCUGUUGUUUUCAUGUUUCAGUUACUUGUAUUCUACCUUAGAACUACUGUCAAGUAUGUUACUUCUCCAGUUUUUUUAUCGACUCAAAUGAAAGUUUUUUAUCACAAAUAUGAAAUACAUUUCAGCUUUUUUGUAUUGUUAGAGAAAAUAUAACAAAUACUUUCACUUAUCACAGGACAGCUAAUGAUUAAGUACUGACCACAGGUUUGUGAAUGUGUAUAUAAAAAAGGACUUUACAUACCAAAACAUAUAGCAUGUCCCAAAAUUGAUUUGCACAGUACCAAUCCCUAUUUACUUACAUAUUUAUAAAUUUGGGAUCAUUUUCUCAGUUAACUUUCACUCUACAGUAGUAUUCAUAGUGAUCAGGAUUAUUGAGACAAAUUUCAGAAUCAAUCUGAAGAAAAGAAAUUGAAAUUAGUUAGGGUGAACUCAUUUUUUUAGCCACCCUCUAUGUGUAAGAUGUAUUUUAGUAUGAUAAAUUUUAAUCAAAAGCCAAAUUGAUGUGAGAAAAUAAUUUUUCUUGAAUAUUUGUGAUCUAUUUUAUUUUAUUUUUUCGUAGGCUGGUAAGGUUACCAUGGUUUCUUCACCUCAUCCAUCAUCACCUCUUCCUUUCAUGAUGUAUAAUGGUGAUGCUUUCACACAACCACCUCCAGCACAUAUGGGCAUCCCACCUGUCCAUAUAGAUCCCAAAACAGUUGCUUCACUCUCUCCAGGAAUUCCCCGAACUCCGAUGUAUCCGUUACCAGGACCGGGCCACUAUCCUCACCCUGUAUUUAGCUCCGAUUUUACACAACAGUUUCAGUGGCAUACUCCUAGUAUGUAUACCAUGACAUCUGCUGGGUUUCGGGGACCAUAUCCUACCAGCCUUCAAGUGUCAUCAGCAAGUAUACCAAGGUUUAGUCCUCACACUCUCCUACCUCCUCAUCCUGGUAUACACACCCAUCCAGGAUUUCACCAUCCUGCACUGUUGACUCCAGGACCAAAACAUGGGGUUCCUUUAUCACCAGGAGAAGGCAGCAGGUACUGGCAUUUACCUAACUAUCUGCCAGACCAUAAACCAACCUCUGCAAAAUGCAGUGAAUCCAGUGGUCCUUCCACUCACAGUAGUAUGUCUCUCCAGCAGGAAGCAGAAAAGAAAAAGAGCCAUGUCAAGAAACCUCUUAAUGCUUUUAUGUUAUAUAUGAAGGAGAUGCGUGCCAAAGUUGUUGCAGAAUGCACAUUAAAAGAAAGUGCUGCUAUUAACCAAAUAUUAGGAAGGAGAUGGCACAGCUUGUCCAGGGAAGAACAAUCUAAAUACUAUGAAAUGGCUCGGAAAGAACGCCAACUUCAUUUGCAGCUGUAUCCAGGGUGGAGUGCUCGAGAGAAUUAUGCACAAAACAAGAAGAAGAAGAAGAAAAAAAAAGAUAAAAGUGCUGAUGGAGCAAACAAUCCCAAGAAAUGUCGAGCAAGGUUUGGUCUGGACCAGCAGAAUCGCUGGUGCAAGCCUUGUAGACGGAAGAAAAAGUGCAUCCGAUAUUUAGAUGGAACAGACCUUAGGGAUAGCGAAGACAACACUGGUAGUGUUAGUAGUAUAGAAGAUCCUACUCCAGACUCCAAAUGUGCAACAGAAAGUGAUCAAGAUGGACUCAACACUUCUUCUGAACUUAGUCUUUCCAGCCCUUCAGUUCCUAGUGAAAUUGAUGUUAAGUCUGAGCCAAGUAAAAACGGAAUUAACACAGGUUUGCAAAAUGCUGUAUCAUUAUUUCCAACAAGUAGCUCACAGAGUAGCAACCACCCUCUUAGUAUUAAGCACUUGACAGCACCUUAUCUCAAAAGAAAAAAUAUAUCACAAGGAGAAACUACCAAUAUGUCCGUUUCUCAGCUUCCCACUCCUGCCUCUGCAGACUCUUCAACCCCUGUGUCAACAGCUGCACCUCCCAUGUUGAUUGUAUAGUAAUUUAACGUAGUGGGAAAUGGAAUUGUCAAAAAAAAAGUAUUGAUAUUUUGUAGAUAUUUGAUUGGCUCAUUGUUAGGUCUGUGUGAUCGAUUAUAUCUGCCACUUGGAGGAGCGCAGUCUUGUCCAUUACUUUGCUCAUGUAGAUAUCGCGGGAAUGAAAACAGUCAGCGAAAACUGGUUGGAAGAAAACUUUGAACUGAAGAUUUGUGUUUUCACCAAACCAUAUUGUUUUCCAUUACAUUUUGUAUGUAUUAAAAAUAGUUUGUUGAACUUAAUCUUUAUCAAUGUGACCGUUAUUUCUGUGAUGAACAUGUAUAUUAAUUACCCUAUACCUUGUCUGACUGUAUACGUGAAAUUGUCCAUCAAAAUUUCAUUAGUCAUUCAUAAUUUUUGUAUUACUUUUCUACUGAUAUUAACUCACUGCUGAUUAUGAUCUCAUUUGUAUCAAUUUAGUGGUAUAAAUAUUUAAUUAGAAAUGAUUCAUUCGUGAUGUUAUUUUGUAAGUUACAUGAAACUGAAGUUUAACGAACUUGUUUUAUGUUGUUAUUUAGUGAUAGGUUGUUAUUUACAUAGACAACUUCGAACUUGUGUGGAGCUUGCAUUACAAUUAAUAAUAAGCAAUAAAUAUUAAAUGUCAAAUAUUUGCAGAAAUA
This is a messenger RNA of Limulus polyphemus (Atlantic horseshoe crab), 4791 nucleotides long. RefSeq names its product protein pangolin, isoforms A/H/I/S-like. Gene Ontology annotation, molecular function: DNA-binding transcription factor activity, RNA polymerase II-specific; RNA polymerase II cis-regulatory region sequence-specific DNA binding. Gene Ontology annotation, cellular component: beta-catenin-TCF complex. The coding region runs from base 2777 to 4135 and encodes 452 amino acids. NCBI's taxonomy places the organism in Eukaryota, Metazoa, Arthropoda, Merostomata, Xiphosura, Limulidae. The transcript has 7 exons. The record is from RefSeq and is a predicted model, not a curated record. Gene Ontology annotation, biological process: regulation of transcription by RNA polymerase II; canonical Wnt signaling pathway.